Messenger RNA from Scaptodrosophila lebanonensis, 756 nucleotides. RefSeq lists its product as uncharacterized. Lineage: Eukaryota; Metazoa; Arthropoda; Insecta; Diptera; Drosophilidae. The record is from RefSeq and is a predicted model, not a curated record. The coding region runs from base 1 to 756 and encodes 251 amino acids. The transcript has 6 exons.
AUGCUUCUCAUGAAGACGUAUAUGUAUUGCUGCUCAGUGCGAUUGGGAGUGCUAUUUAUUGCUGGAAUGUCAAUGCUCCUGUCAAUAACGUUUAUGGCUGUCGUCUUCACUGCUGGGACUAGUAUUAUGUUUGAAGUUGUUGUAGCGCUACAAAACAAUAAAUAUUAUAUGGACAACGAAGUAAUACGCCGUAGCACAUGCUAUGCGAAGGAAAACCCCGAUAUGGUCUUGUGGGUAACCCAGCUGCUUAACAUUGCAUAUAAUUUGAGUUGCAUAUCGGCAGCUUAUGGUGCUUAUAAGCUAAAAAUGUGGCAUGUGGUACCUUUCAUCAUUUCCGAGAUUAGUGCUUUUGUUUACUGCACAAUUGCGCUCGCUAUAUUUUUAAAUAUUAACCAGCAUUUUGUAGGUUUGGGCACACUGAUAUUACUCUCUCUGAUCGGCAGCAGUUACUUGGUAUUUAUUAUUUAUAACAUCUUGACUUUAAUGGCCUUCGUGCAAAUACUAGUGCUGGUUCACAGCGAUCGCUACAAGCAAUACUAUGGGUCGGAUCCAUUGAAACCCAACCUAAAUAAUGCCCGCCUAUUUGAUAAAACAUCGCCGAAGUGGUGGCACAUUUCAGAAACCAAAAGCUGCCAAGACGAUUCCGAUAUGAAAGGUGGUGAGGAGGAUUUAUCCGAAUACUUUCAGCGCCAGGAGCUCAUAAAUAAGCAAUUAUGGUACAUUGCCUCAACAAAGGAUUGUCACUUCACAACCUGA